Pelobates fuscus (common spadefoot toad) is the source of this 4015-nucleotide messenger RNA. It is a transcript of the gene PPARD, whose product is annotated as peroxisome proliferator activated receptor delta. Bases 92 to 1282 code for a protein of 396 amino acids. Gene Ontology annotation, cellular component: nucleus. Gene Ontology annotation, molecular function: DNA-binding transcription repressor activity, RNA polymerase II-specific; zinc ion binding; RNA polymerase II cis-regulatory region sequence-specific DNA binding. The transcript has 6 exons. Gene Ontology annotation, biological process: positive regulation of fatty acid metabolic process; hormone-mediated signaling pathway; fatty acid metabolic process. Lineage: Eukaryota; Metazoa; Chordata; Amphibia; Anura; Pelobatidae. The record is from RefSeq and is a predicted model, not a curated record.
AGGAAAUAACAUUGCAGGAAAGGGGGAUGGGACACUGGGUUUUUAAAUCCUGAAUAAUAAUAAAAAAAAAAUCCUGUCGCGUCGCAGACCGAUGAAAGAAGAUCUUCCACUUCACUCUCCAUCCUCAGAUGAGCUGCUUUCCAGUUCACAGGAGCAACAGGAAGCCGCACAAAGAGUGGACUGCAAAAUCUGUGGCGACAGAGCGUCAGGGUUCCAUUAUGGGGUACAUGCCUGUGAGGGUUGUAAGGGCUUCUUUAGGCGGACCCUCCGGAUGAGACUACAGUAUGAGUACUGUGACCGUAACUGCAAGAUCAAAAAGAAGAAUCGAAACAAGUGUCAGUUUUGUAGAUUUAACAAGUGCCUGAGCCUUGGCAUGUCCCACAAUGCAAUCCGAUUUGGUCGAAUGCCAGAAGCAGAGAAAAGACGCCUUGUUCAGACCCCACCAACUGAAGCAGGAUCUACAGACUCUCCGGUGUCAGACACUGUGGCCCUUUCACAACAGAUCCACUCGUCAUAUAUGCACACGUUUUCCAUGACAAAAAAGAAAGCACGGGACAUUUUGACUGGCAGAAGUAGCAUCUCGCCUUUUGUUAUACAUGACAUGGACACCCUGUGGCAAGCAGAACAAGGAAUUUUGUGGGAGCAAUUGCCCAUGCAGGAUCCCUCAGGAACUGAAAUUGGAGUCCAUGUCUUUUAUCGCUGCCAAUGCACUUCUGUGGAGACUGUACGUGCACUCACUGAAUUUGCCAAGAGUGUUCCAGGUUUCAACACACUCUACCUCAAUGACCAGGUCACGUUGUUGAAGUAUGGGGUCCAUGAGGCUAUCUUUUGCAUGUUGGCCUCGCUUAUGAACAAAGAUGGACUUUUGGUGGCAGGGGGACGUGGGUUUGUUACUCGUGAGUUCCUGCGCAGCCUUCGCCAUCCAUUUUGUCACAUCAUGGAGCCCAAGUUCCACUUCGCCUCCAAGUUCAAUGCACUGGAGCUUAAUGACAGUGAUUUGGCACUCUUUGUUGCAGCCAUCAUCCUAUGCGGUGAUCGACCUGGACUCAUGAAUCCAUCGCAUGUAGAAGAUAUCCAGGAGGGAAUUCUUAGUGCUCUCAGAGUUCACCUGCAAACAUCUCAUCCAGACGCUCCAUUCCUUUUCCCCAAGCUGUUGCAUAAGAUGGCUGACUUGCGUCAGCUUGUGACAGAACAUGCAGAGCUUGUCCAGAGUAUCAAACGCACAGAGACUAGUGCAUCUCUGCAUCCACUACUUCAGGAGAUAUAUAAGGACAUGUACUGAUGGUGUGCACAGGUGUCUAUUUAAUAAUGUGAAGCCUCAAUUUGUCAAAUCAUAGUUUUCUUUUCAAUUUAAUUUAAAUGUAACUUAGUUCUAACACAUUACUAUAAAAUGAUAGCAUAAUACUGUUUCCAGCCUAAUUUCUAAAAUGAUCUUAAAUUUAUAUUUUCUAAUUAACUAUAAACAGAAUGCUCGACCGUGUGAGCCUGGUUCUCACAGUCUUAUUUGGUUCAAUUUAGUGAAGCUAGAAAAUGUAAAUGAUUCUAUAUGAGACCACACAUGUCAUAAGAAGCGAUAUGACCACAGUGCCGCCAGGGAGGUAAAUCUACAUUCAGUCCAAACAAGCAAGAAAUGGUCUGAACCCACAGGGUUUAGUCAUCAGCAGAUUUUAUUAGUCUAAAGUAAGUAACAUUUCGUCUCUGCAAGUGAGCCUUUCUCAUCCCAAUAGCUGAGCCAAUGCAUUGCUUACGUUGAUCUCUAAUAAAGUCUGCUAAGGACUGAACCCUGUGUGCCAAGACAUUUUCUUGUUUUGUUUUUUCUUUUACCAGAAAUGCAUGUAAAUGCAUUUAUUUAGUAUAUGCAUGUUCACUAUCAAACUGGCAAACUAAUUUAUUUAUUUUGCAUUACUGUCUUGAUCGCUAUAGAGUACCAUCAUCAUCAUAAUCACGUGGAGAAUAAUGUGCAAUGCCUACAAACACACAGAAGCAUUAUUUAAUCUUGAGAUCAUGUUUUCAAUCAUUAUAUGGAUGGUGAAGUUGUCCAUUAACCUCUACACUACUAUAAAACUAACCACUUAUGAAUACACUACCUUAACAUGCAUGUACAUGAUGCAAAGAAUUGCACUCUUUGUAAACCUAAAGUCAGCUUGGUUAAUCGUCAAUAUUUCAGUUAAUGCCAGCUUUCAUCAGGACAACUGUGUGUAUAAAUAUGCAAUUUCUAUGGGAAAAGCAAAGCACCCAUUACCACCUCUGUAACACUAAAACAAUGUUCACAAAACAGUAGGUCCAUACAAUGGUAAUGAGGUGCCAGCAAGUUGCCAUAGUAAUCUGCUGUAUUUAAAGUUGGAAACAAUAAUAGAACACAACUACAACAUCACAUAGAGGUUUUCUCCUUCUAUUGGAUUAACAGCAGAAACAGAUGUGUGCUGAACUUUAUGGACUUGAGUUUUCUAAAAUUAUAUGCGUUUAUGACCACGGCUUUCAUGGCACUUUUGCUGUGUGUUCGUUCCACCAUAAGUUUAUACUUUCUCUUGAUAUAUAUAUAGUUUUUAAAAGGAACAUUAUAUAAGAUUUCUGGAAUCCUCCCCCCAUUUUUUAUAACAAAAAUUGUUAAAUUAAUCAUUUACGGGGGGCGGGGCCUGACAGCUAACAUGGCCGGUCGCACAUUUUUAGAGCUCCUGCAGCAAUGGACAAAAUUGUCCAGAUACUGACCAAUAUACAAGCGAUAGCGGGAAACGGGGACCGGUACAAGAUACAGAACGGCAUCAGGAACAAAAUGAUCUCUGUCCGGCACCGGUGCGCCGCGGAAAAACUUAAACUGACCAUGCGGCCUAUACCAGAGCAGAGCCUUGGGACCGGGGGAGGCGGCCGAUCUCCUGGCAUGGGACACGCUCCUAAGCAGAAACCCAUUACAGCCCUCGCUGGGGACGAUUACCCCCACAUGCACACCUGAUCAAGCGACAAAACCUUCAAUCAAGCGGGACCUCAUAGGCCCAGCCAAGAUGGCGGUGCGGAUGCGGCUUGGGACCAAGCACACAUGCAUCAAACCACCCAAGAACACAGGGGUUUUCAUUGACCGGCUACGCACGUAUUUCUGGGCACAACUUAAAGCUAGGAGACAACCCUACAGGCUGGCGAUGAGAGAGGUGGCAGCGUGGAUACGCCCGACCACCCGACGCACCCUACAAUGGAACCCGCCUCGCAGCGCCAGAGCGGCCUCCAGACUGCAUCGGAGCCGAAGCUUGGAAGGGCGGGAAACAGUGCCGGGUCCCUCGAAAGCCGAAACCCACGAUCACAAGCCACGGAACAAGGCCCAAUCUACUCAUUCAGUGGUCCCAACAACCAAAGCGCAGGACCACCACGAGGCACCCAGGCACAAUACAUGCCUGCAAGAUACAAGCCCAAUGCAGAGCUACGAACGACCACAUAACAGACUGGGCAUUGGAUGAACGGGCAAGAAGCCCCGGACUGUCCCUCGGCACAUGCACAGGCGGCACUGCAGACCUAGUCUAUCCUGGUGGACUCCCGACAUGAACAGGUUUCCCAAUAUGCCCCUCGCAUACUUUUACCUUGACUCAGCCUUUGGGACUGUUACAUAGAUGUUUUCACUGCCUAAUAACCCGAACAGCAUAAUAUUGAGUAUCAUAUGUUGUGUAUUACGCGUUGAGUUACAUACUACUGUUUAUUUACUUAGCAAACAAUUCUAUGCAUGAACCUCCCUAUAAUCUUGACACCGCAUCAUUGAAUGACCAUAGCUAAUAGCGCAGACCAACUGUUGUUUUAUGGCACCUUGUCCUGUCUAUCGUGUACCUCACCUGUCCUGAUAAACAGAGCAGGGAAAGGUGCCUGAAAAGCGAUAUCAAUGCAGAUAUGCAUUCCUUAAUGCCUACCUAAUGUGAUACCAUACUAUAAUGACGACCCACCCAAGCAAUGUUAGCACUCUAAGCCUGACAACCAAUGCUUUAACCUCUAGACCUACUUUUAUGUUAUUUCAGUUAAUGUUGCUCUAUCUAUUAUU